Messenger RNA from Morus notabilis, 663 nucleotides. RefSeq lists its product as uncharacterized. The record is from RefSeq and is a predicted model, not a curated record. NCBI's taxonomy places the organism in Eukaryota, Viridiplantae, Streptophyta, Magnoliopsida, Rosales, Moraceae. The coding region runs from base 1 to 663 and encodes 220 amino acids. The transcript has 2 exons. Gene Ontology annotation, molecular function: nucleic acid binding.
AUGACCAAAAGACCAUUUGGGUAUAAGGGCAAUAGGGUUAAAGAGGUUCUUGAACUUGUGCAUAGUGAUGUUUAUAGUCCCAUGAACAUCAAGGAAAGAGGAGGGUAUGAAUAUUACGUCACUAUUAUCGACGAUUACUCAAGAUAUGGAUAUGUGUACCCGAUGCACCAUAAAAGUGAAACUUUUGAGAAAUUCAGGGAGUUUCGGGCUGAAGUGAAAAAGCAAUUGGCACAUGUCCUGGACAAGGAAGUGAACAAGUUAGAAGCAAGUUCAGAAGUGUACAUUUUUGUAGGUUAUCCGAGAGGGACAAAAAUGGGUUAUUUCUAUAACCCCAAGGAAAAUAUAGUCAUGGUUUCAAUGAAUGCAACAUUCCUUGAUGAAAGUUACAUGAACGACUUUAUGCCUUGUAGCAAAGUGGUGCUUGAUGAAAUGUUGAGUGACUUGGUCAUACUGACAGUUCCUUUGGAAACUAAUCGAAUCAGGGUAGAAAAGAAAACCCAACAACAACCUAAGGGGCUUCAGCGUAGUGGGAAGAUUAGACAUGAACCUGAGAGAUUCAUGGCUAAUAGGGAGACCUUUUUGGCAGAAUCUUUAGAACAUGGCAAAGAUCCUUAUACUUACAAAGAAGCUAUGGAGGAUGUUGAUGCAAACCUCUGGACAUGA